AUGGAGGGGCCCACCGUGGUGCUGGUGGCCUCCAGCACCGAGGGAAACAUAACAGCUUGGGACGUGCACACUGGCACCGCGCUGACCUCCUUCAAGUCCAACGCCUGCCCCCCUGGCGCCCUGUCUCCUCUGGGGCGAGACUACCUGGUGGCAGCGCAGCUGGGGCGCGGCGGCGGCCUGCACUUCUGGGCCUGGCACAAGGACCAGCUGUACCAGCGCAGCUUUGCCCCCGAGCCGCUCACGGCGGUGGCGGCCAGCCCCGGCGGCGUCUUCUGCGCGGCGGGCGGCGCCUCGGGGGCGGCCUACGUGUGGGAGAGCUCCAGCGGCCGCCUGCUCAAGGCCUGGCCCGCACACUACAAGGCCAUCACCUGCCUGGCCUUCUCGGGCUGCGGCGCGGUGCUGGUGAGCUGCGGCGAGGACACGAUGGUCAACGCCUGGCUGCUGGCGGAUGUGCUGGACGCCGCGGCGGGGCAGCAGGCGCAGAUGGGCGCCCCGCCGCUGCAGCCGCUGCACUCCUGGUCAGACCACACGCUGCCCGUGACGUGCCUGGCGCUGGGCGCGGGCGGCGGCGGCGCGCCGCUGCUGGCCUCCGGCAGCCUCGACCGCAGCGUGGCGCUGCGCAGGCUGGGCGGCGCGGGCGGCGGCGCGCCGCUGCGCAGCGUGCGGCUGCCGGCCGCGGUGCACAGCCUGGCGCUCGACCCCGGGGAGCACGCCCUGUACGCCGGCUGCGCCAGCGGCGCCAUCUACGAGAUCUCGCUCGUGGGGAACGCUGCUGCUGCAGCGGCGGCCGCCGACCACGCCGGCCCGGCACCUGGAGCUGCUGUAGCGCCGGCUGCGGCUGCGGCUGCGGCUGCGGCUGCUGCAGCGGCAGGGGCCGCCGCGUGCCCGCACCCUGUGAUGGAGGGGCACGUCGGCGUGGUCACCUGCCUGCAGCUCACCCCCGACGCCUCCCUGCUGGUGUCUGGGUCUGAGGACCAGUCUGUGCGGGUGUGGGACCUGCGCAGCCGCCAGCCCGUGCGCCUGCUGCAGAACCCGGCCAGGGGGCCCGUCACCGCGCUGCUGGUGCUGCUCCAGCCGCCCUUCAUGCAGGUUGGGGGCAGCCACGCGGCUUCUGCCGGCAGCCAGAGCGGCAGGCGGGGCCCCAAGCGGCCGCAGCCCCUGGCCCCGUUCUGCAAGUAUCCCAAUGCCCCCGGCACGCUCCAGCCCUGGGAGGGCGGCCUGGUGGUGCUGGACGGCUCGGUGGCGGCGGGAGAUGCCCUGGGCGACGACUGGCAGCAGCUGGCGGCAGCGGCAGGCGACGGCGAUGCUAUGCUGGCGGCAGCGCCUGCAGCUGCAGGAGCAGGCAUGGGCCAGGAAGGCGCAGCGGCGGCGGCAGCGGCAGGAGCGGGGGCAGCGGGCGGGGGCGACGCGGCGGCGCUGCAGGAGGAGAACCGGCGGCUGCGGGGGCAGCUGGCGGCGGCGCUGGCGGCGGCGCAGCAGUGGGGCCGCCUCAACGGCCAGCUGCAGCAGCUGUGCGCGGAGCGCCUGCUGGCAAACGGCCACUGA
This is a messenger RNA of Chlorella variabilis, 1545 nucleotides long. RefSeq lists its product as hypothetical. The transcript is spliced from 5 exons. Gene Ontology annotation, cellular component: nuclear pre-replicative complex. The coding region runs from base 1 to 1545 and encodes 514 amino acids. NCBI's taxonomy places the organism in Eukaryota, Viridiplantae, Chlorophyta, Trebouxiophyceae, Chlorellales, Chlorellaceae. Gene Ontology annotation, molecular function: protein binding. Gene Ontology annotation, biological process: DNA-templated DNA replication; rRNA processing. The record is from RefSeq and is a predicted model, not a curated record.